Molecule: messenger RNA, 444 nt
Organism: Knipowitschia caucasica
Lineage: Eukaryota; Metazoa; Chordata; Actinopteri; Gobiiformes; Gobiidae
Source: the annotation of a GenBank genome assembly
AUGUCUAUCGUCUGCCUCCUGCUCCUCCUGGUCCUCCUGCUCCUCCUGGUCUGCGGCACCAACGGAGCAGGAGGAGCUGAGAUGAGCCUGAUGCCUGAGACCCUCACAGUCCUGCGCGGAGACCAGUCCCGCUUCAGCUGCCGCACCACACGGCCACAGUGGGGCGCUAUGAUCUGGCAGCUGAGCGGGAAGACCAUGCUGACCAUCUCCCAGCAGAACGGUCUAGUGCCCUCCACAAACCCUAACAUCACCGCAGAGAAGGCGGCUCCGUCUCAGGGAGAAGGCUGGACUCUGGUGCUGAAGGACACGCAGAGAGAGUACCAAGGGGAGGUGAGCUGUGACCUGCAGGAGGUCCACAAGAGGACAGCCCACCUCUACGUACAAGGUCAGUGCAUCAGGAGGAGGAGUGAAUGGCUGAACGUGCAGGAUUAUAGCCUCAUAUAA